Messenger RNA from Carya illinoinensis, 5748 nucleotides. Its product is annotated as disease resistance protein RUN1-like. The transcript has 12 exons. Gene Ontology annotation, biological process: signal transduction; defense response. Gene Ontology annotation, molecular function: ADP binding. The coding region runs from base 111 to 3452 and encodes 1113 amino acids. The record is from RefSeq and is a predicted model, not a curated record. NCBI's taxonomy places the organism in Eukaryota, Viridiplantae, Streptophyta, Magnoliopsida, Fagales, Juglandaceae.
UCCCAAUAAAUAAAUGUGCAAAGCUGCUUCUGCUCCUCUAUUUAAAGAGAGUGAACGUCUUGACUCUUAUCUCUAUCAGAAUUGCAUACACUUCUCUUCAAUUCAAUUCAAUGAAAUUCAGUACUUCACCCUCUUCCUCGUCUUUUCUUUCUUCCAUUCCUAAAUGGUCUUACGAUGUAUUCUUAAGUUUUAGAGGAAUAGAUACUCGCAAUAGUUUUGUUGCCCAUCUAUAUUUUGCUCUGAAACGUAAGGGAAUCUUUACCUAUAUGGAUGACACAGAUCUUGAAAGAGCAGAAGGAAUUUCACCCACACUUCUCAAAGCUAUUGAAGAAUCAAUGAUUUCUAUCAUUAUAUUAUCUCCAAAUUAUGCAUCAUCUACGUGGUGUUUGGAAGAGCUAACGAAGAUCCUUGAGUGUAAGGAAACAAAACAACAAAUUGUUUUACCAGUAUUUUAUCAUGUAAAUCCAUCAGAUGUACGAAAUCUGAAAGGAAGUUUUGAAGAAGCAUUAGCUAAACAUCAUGAGAGGUUCCGAGAAGACCCGAAGGUGCAGAGAUGGAAGGAAAGCUUACGAGAAGUUGCCACUUUAGCUGGACUACUUCUGGCCAAAGACGGGAAUGAAUAUGAAUUUAUGCAGGAAAUCGUUAAAUGGGUGGACUUAAGAAUAUUUAAAUCUAGAUACGAGUUUGACAUUGCUGAGCAUCCAAUUGGACUAGAGUCUCGUCUAAAAGACUUGAUUACUAAUUUAGAAAUUGGAAGGAAUGACAUUACUCUCAUGAUAGGGAUUUACGGAAUUGGUGGAAUUGGUAAAACAACUCUCGCCAAAGCAAUAUUUAACUCAAUUGGACGUCAUUUUGAAGCUAGAUGCUUUCUAAAAGAUGUUAGGGAGAAUUCUAGUCAACAGAGAGGUCUGGUGAAAAUGCAAGAGAACCUUCUUUAUGAGCUCUUAGGAAGCUUUGAAAGUUCUCAUAGUGGCAGUUCUGGAGGUAUUAAUGUUAUAAAGCGUAGGCUUUGCUCUAAAAGGGUACUUAUAAUUCUUGAUGAUGUGAAUGAGUCGCGCCAAUUAAAUGAACUAGCUGGAAAUCAUAAUUGGUUCGGUCCAGGAAGUAGAAUAGUAAUAACAACAAGAGAUCAACAUGUAUUAACUUAUCAUCCAGUUGAUUCAACGUACGAAGUGCAGGGAUUGGACAACAACCAAGCUAUUCAGCUCUUUAAUUGGCAUGCAUUUAAAAGAGACAAGCCAGAUGAAAGUUAUGUGCAACUCACAAAAUGUAUAAUAGGUUAUGCCAAGGGCCUUCCACUAGCUCUUAUAGUGCUUGGUUCAGAUUUGACUGGUAGAACUAUAGAUGAAUGGAAAAAUGCGUUGGAAAAGUAUGAAAGAAAUAUUCACAAGGGUAUUUAUGAAAUUCUUAAAAUAAGCUAUGACGGGCUGGAUAAUAUGGAAAAAGAUAUUUUCCUUGACAUUGCAUGUUUUUUCAAGGGAAAAUCUUUGGAAUAUGUCAUGAAAAUACUAGAGGGUUGUGGUUUUUCAUCAUAUUUUGGCAUUGCAAGGCUUAAAGAUAAGUGUCUCAUCAAUAUUCGUAAUCAAUGUGUGGAGAUGCAUGACUUACUGCAAGAAAUGGGUAGAGAAAUUGUUCAACGAGAAUCGCCUAAAGAAGCUGGCAAGCGUAGUAGAUUGUGGUUUCAUAAAGACAUUCGCGAUGUAUUAGAAGAAAAUACGGGAACAAACACAAUUGAAGGGAUUUUGUUAGAUUUUCCCGAAGGCGAUGACAAGAUAUGCUUGCAUUCCAAGACAUUUGAGAAUAUGAGGAAUCUUCGACUGUUUAUAAACCGGAAUGCACAAUUUUCUGCAGGACCAAAUUAUCUCUCUAAUAAGUUAAGAGUAAUUGAUUGGCCUGAAUAUCCUUCGUCGGUUUUGCCUCAUAAUUUUCAUGGAAAUAAUCUAGUUGAAUUUGAAAUGCCUAAUAGCCGCAUCAAGGAGUUAGGCGGCCUAAUAUCCAAGAACUUGACAUAUAUGGAUUUAAGGUAUUGUAAAUUCAUAACAAAAAUUCCUGAUCUUUCAAGGAACUCAAAUUUAGAAAGCUUGGAUCUUGGAGAUUGUGAGAACUUAGUUGAGGUUCAUCAUUCCGUUGGAUUCCUUGAAAAGCUUUGUAGAUUUUCUGUUAGUGGAUGCUGCAAGCUUAGGAUUUUGCCGAAAGGAUUCAAGUUGAGAUCUCUACGUUUUUUUGAUUUUAAAUAUUGCUGGUGUCUUGAAGAAUUUCCAGAGAUUGAAUGUGAAAUGGAAUUUUUAGCUAAGUUAGAUUUUCAAGGCACUAGCAUAAAAAAACUACAUUCAUCAAUUGAGAACCUCAAAGGACUUAAAAGGUUAGAUCUGUACGGCUCUAGUCUAAAAGAACUACCUUCAUCAAUUGGCAACCUUACUCGGCUUGAAGAAUUACAUGCAGCAGGUUCCUCCUCAAGCGCGAUUUGGAAAUCGCUACAAGUUUCAAAUUUCUUUCCCGCUUUGGUUGAGUUAGAUAUAAGUGGGAGUGAUAUUGUUAUCUUUCCAGCUCAAGGCGUCAGAUUUGCUAGCUUGCGACAUCUUUUGUUGAACAAUUGCAAGAAACUUGAAGAAAUUUUACCUAUUCCAUUGAGUAUAUCAACUGUUGAAGCUCGCGAAUGCACGUCAUUGAAAAGUUUUGCACUACUAUCUGAUAUACUUAUACUUAUUAAAAACAGUGGAACGAUUUUUUCUAACUUCCUAAGGAUUGACUUGUACAGAUGCCAUAAACUGUGUGCAAAUAUGAGGCCGAUUUCUUCAUGUGAAGAGAGACAUUCUACGGAACAAAAUCGUGUAGACCACUUUGAAGAUAGAUAUAUCGACAUUAUAUUUCCAGGAAAUAGGAUUCCAAGCUGGUUCAGCUAUAGCAAGGAGGCCCAUGAUAGUAAUCUGUGUGAAAUAGAUAUAAAUCAACCGCAUCAUUGGAAUGACAAAGAUGAAAUUGUUUUAUAUGUUGUUCUUGGAUUUAGAGUUGGGAUCACUGACCCAAUAAUGGACAAUGCUGAUAUUACUGUUAAAAUCCAUGAUCGCUCGGAUUGGGAGGACUUAUAUACUCGGGAUGUGACGUUUUCUUGGACGGACUCAGACCAUGUAUGGAUGCUCUGGAUGAGUUACGGUAAAGAAGUGGAUGUUUCAAGGUUUAGAUUUGAGUGUAAGUCAGAGUUCGUGGUCUUUAGACGCGUUGGGAUCCAUUUCCUAAAGAAGCAUGAAGAGAACGUAAGAGAUGAAGAUAUUACAGGUGAUGAAGGAGGUGACUGUUGGCUAGAUUUCAUGGAUGAAAAGAGGCAUUCCUCAAUUUCGUAUUUAGAGAAUGACAAUAAGAAUUCGGAGGAAGAUUUUUAUUGCGGUGCAAUCUUCAAUUUUCUUCGCUGCGGUGCAAUCUUCAAUUUUCUUCGAUGUUUGUUGCCUUCUUGAGAUAUAGGAAGAUGCAUGAACUUGAGAAGAUGGAAUCCGGACUGAACCAAACAUAUCACUAUCCAUGCUACCAAACAAUUGUUCAUGUGGAAUUUUAUAGCUCUAAGUGGUUAAAGAAUCUAUAGAUCAUGUGAAGCUGUCACACCAACUCGCAUCAAAUUCUGAGGUAGAAGGUAUCUCUAAUUUACAAUAAUUUAUUUCUUUUUUGUGCAUUGGUUAUUUCAUCUUUACAAUUUUCUCAUUCCAACCAAACAGACCCAUGAGUGUUUUUGCAAAUGAAAUUCCAUUUGCCACUCUUUUCAAAUUAAUGGGUCUGUUUUUGGGAUUUGCUCCGUGUUUUGUGAUUUUCUAAGUGUUUUUGUGAUUUGCACCAAUGCGACAGGAAGUGAAAAUUUGUAGGUAUUUUCUUGAUUAGAUAAGGGUCGAAGAUGUAAAUUAUAUGAUAAUUCAUGAGUUAUGGUGUCUUUUUACUAUACCACAUACCACAUAUAAUUUUUUUAUUUGUUAUUUUUUUUUUCUUUCUAAAUGUAUGGUGUCUUAAUGAUGAGUAAAAGAUUUCCUUUAAUGUAGCAAGAAUAAAACAAACAAAAAAUUAAAAAAAAUGUAAUGUGCGGUGUAUAUAUAAGAAAUGAUGAGUAGAAUGACUCUUUGGAGACCAGGCCUUAUGCCCUUUACUCUUUAGUCCAUAGGACCUUGACUAACUUCGGUCUUGGUUAUAGAAUAAUUUCCUUUUAAAAGUUAGAUUCACAUACUUUACCAUCCAUUCCAAAUCGUCACACCUGUAUUUUCUUUCGAAAUGCUUCACGUACACUCAAGUAGUAUUUAAACAGUAAUCGUGAAUCUAUAUGCUCCAGAAAUAUCAUAUAUAGAAAAUGUAUUCUACUAUUUCUAAUUAAUCAAUAAAUAUAUAAUUUAACAAUAACUAUAUAUAUUUGAAAUUAAUUACUUUUUCUUGUUGCCAAGAGAUGUUAUAUUGUUUGAGUAUUUAUAAGCUUUAAAUAAUACUACCAAGAAAAGAAAAAAAAUUAGUCUGGUUUCUUUUAAUUUAAGUUUACUAAUUUAUGAUGAAGCCCAUCGAUGAUCACAACACAGGAAUAACUAAUACUUAUUCUGUCAUGCUACCAGUUUUUUAUUUUCUUUCAUCAUGUUUAUGAGGUAGAUUGAUUUUUAUGCUAAUGAGAUAGAGCUAGGGAGAUAGCUUUAACUUUGUUGCCUAGCUGAGCACUGAUAGGAAACAAUGAAUUGAACUUCACUUACUAUUAUAGCCUUGUUCUGUUCUGCUAAACUCUCAUUUGGGAUCAACCAGUGCAUCAAUUUUUCAAGUGUUGAAGAUGCUUCAGUUUCCCAUCUCUACUAUUGCUUUUGAGUUGGCAUUCAGAUUUGGGGUCGUGUGUAAGAUUCAUUUCAAAACUCCUUGGCCCCAAAAACAAUUGAAGCUCUUAUUUGCACACAAAAUUGGUUGAGAGCUUCCUCCUUUAAUCAUGACUCUCAAGACUUAAUGUAAGAUGUCGAAAGCUAUAAGCUGGAAAAUGAGAUAACUUUGAAUAAUGUUUUGAAUAUGGAUGGUUGAAGAAUACGAGGGAUAUGAUUCAAUUCCAGCAAACGUUCCUGACCCAAAAGCGAAAAGGCCUAAUCAUUGGGACGAAGAAGAGGCUGUGGAAUAAGAAAACCCUCCACGGUACCUAACCCAGCAUAUAAAGGACCAUGGAAGCCCAAGCAAAUUAAGAACCCCAAUUAUAAAGGGAAAUGGAAGACUCCUUGGAUUGAUAAUCUAGGAUGGUAUCAUUCUUGGAGCAGAUACAAGAACCAUUGAAGGACCAAUAAUCACUGAAAAGAACUGUGAAAAGAUUCAUUAUAUGGCACCAAACAUAUAUUGUUGUGGAACAGGAAAUGCUGCUGAUAUAGGGGCAAUAACAGUUCACAACUGCAACUGUAUCACUAUCAUACUGGUCAAGAAUCAAGGUUGUCACAUCACUCGCCCUCAUGAAGAAUCAGUACCUUUUCAAGUGAAGUUUCAUUUGUUGCAAACCAAGAAAUGAAAGUUGCAUUUGAUGAGUUGAUUUUAUUGGACAUCAACUGCAUACUGAAAAAGAAUAACCAGAUGUAUCAAGUCAUAACAGAAGUUUUGUAGAAACAAUAUUGUGGUUGCUUUCCUUUUAUGUAUAUAUAUAUUUAUAAAUUUGUCGGGUUUGGUUUAUUGAAGAUCUUUGCUUAUUUGUUUUUGGAUUGGUGUAAGUUUCUUUCAAGAGUUGUGGAUACUUUUUGGAUAUAUUGAAUACAUUAUAAUUCUUCAUAA